UCCUCCUCCUCGUGUCCUCGUCCCUGCUCCUGUUUGGACCGACAAUCCAGACACGUCGUCGAGUGUUCCUUCAAGGACCUCACGGAAAUCCCGCGCUUUCUACCGCCGAACGCCUCCACCGUGAGCCUCUCCGCCAACCACAUCGCCUCCGUCCCCGCGCGCAGCUUCAGGAACGCCGAGCUCGUCGCCUCCCUGUGGAUGACCGGGAACAGGAUCCUUUACGUCGAAAACGGAGCGAUUUCAAACCUCGUCUACUUACGAAACUUGGAUUUAAGCCACAAUAAGUUAACCGACUUUCCUUGGACCGAUCUCCAAAAUCUUACGUCUUUACAACUUCUAAAACUGGACCAUAACGAACUGGAAAACCUCCCGCAGAACGCUUUUUCAAAUCUUAAAGAACUCAACUCUCUUCGGCUCAAUAAUAAUAAGUUUGCGACGAUUUUUAAAGGGACGUUUGACGGUUUAGUCGCGCUGACGUUUCUACAACUUCACAGCAACCCGUUUUCAUGCGACUGUUACAUGUACUGGCUCAAAUACUGGAUUUUGGACGAUAAAAUCAAGAUUCCAGAUCGUGAUUUGAUCGUUUGCGCGUCGCCGGACGAGCUAAAAGGCGAAGAACUUUUAAAUUUAUCCGAUUUGAACUGCCAGCGCCCGAUUGUGACGAUAAAUAUUGAAAACGAGGAUGAAAACGAGAGGUUCUACGAGGGAGGUUUGCUGGUUUUGACUUGCGAGUACAGCGGCAGCCCCGAGCCGACCGCGAAGUGGAGAAUCAACAGCAGGAAAGAGUUGGCGCUGAAGCUAACGGAGAACGACUCGGCCGAAAUGCUGGACAACUCGUUAAAAGUUUACAAAAACGGGACGCUCGUGAUUUCGAAUCUCAAGAAGGAAGACAGCGGCGUUUACAGCUGUUCCGCCGCCAACGAAGCCGGUUGGGAUGAAAAAUCGGUCGUAAUCGAGGUUUUAGCGGAAGAGGAGCUAACGACGGCUAACGGCGCUAAAGCGACGCAGCCAACGGUCAAAACAACGCCGUCUAGUUCCGAUUUUAACUCCGGAGAAACGACCGAAAGCCGCUCAAAAACAUUAAACAAAGCCAUGAGCAGAUGCAGCUUGUCUCCCGAUACGAAAUACGUCUCGGGUUUUGUUUCCAACGCCAGUUUCGACGACGUGAAGCAGUACUCGUUCGAUUUUGGCGUCUUAGCGUUAGCGGUGACGGAAACGGAAGCUAUCGUGAGGCUAAACUCUUUGCUAAAGCCGCGAGAUCAGAUCGAAACGAGUGCGGAAGAGGAUUUGAACGGGAUUCUUUUGUGCCUCAGCUCGGAUCAGAACGCGGUGCAGUGGACGCAUUUAAAAGACGGAAUCAGCACGUAUUACUUCGCGAAUUUGCGUCGCAGUACGAACUAUUCCCUCUGCUUAAUGCUAAAAGGCGAAGAGUGCGACGUCCAAGUCCAUUUCACGACCAAAAAACGCAUCCCGAACUUGAUCAUAAUCAUUUCCGUGAGCAUCUGCCUGCUCACGGUGUCCACGGUUCCGUUACUGGGAGCGACGUGUUACCAUUUAGUUUACAAAUAUCGGAAUCAGACGUACCGGAUGUAUCUGAAGGCCAGGGGGCAGUACAGAGCGGAGAAGGCGACGUUCCGCGCGCAAACGGAGUCGGAGAAGGACCUGAGCGAGGGACUGGCGGAGGACGAGGUGACGGACAGCGGCGAGAAGGACACGGAGGAGAGCAUCCUGGCCGACUCCACGUCCGUGGAUAAACUGACGAACGAGUGCGAAGUGGAGUCGGAGUACAGCGACCGCCUGCCCCUCGGAGCGGAGGCCGACAACAUCACGGAGUAA
Boleophthalmus pectinirostris (great blue-spotted mudskipper) is the source of this 1836-nucleotide messenger RNA. RefSeq names its product immunoglobulin superfamily containing leucine-rich repeat protein 2-like. The record is from RefSeq and is a predicted model, not a curated record. NCBI's taxonomy places the organism in Eukaryota, Metazoa, Chordata, Actinopteri, Gobiiformes, Gobiidae. Gene Ontology annotation, molecular function: protein binding. The transcript has a single exon. The annotation marks the transcript as partial.